AUGAUCUCAACGGCCUCUGUUUUUUAUCGGAAGCACAGAGUGAAUUUGCUGCGUUCCUCAUACAUAAUACUAUUGCUAGCCACACUUUACAAUUCAAACUCGAGUUCUAGCAAUAGCAAAACCGGCAAAAAAGAUUCUGAGUCAACGGGUUCUGAUAAUAAGAAGAUCAGGGAAGGAAAAGGAGCAGAAGCUGAUGAAGAAGAAAGUAGCAAAGAAGAGUUAACGAUAAUUUCUAAAAAUAGUACAGAUUUAGAAGAUAGUACAAUUCCGUUCGACAAAGAAAACAAGAUUGACCAUAAAGUCGUACAGCAAAAAGGAAAAGUAGACUUUUUGUUCAAACUUUUACUACAUGAUAAGAAGUGCCUUAUCUUAUUUAUUACACAGGCUAUUCUUUUAAAUAUUAGAACACUUUUGUCUCUUCGUGUGGCUACUUUGGAUGGUCAGCUAGUUUCCACGUUAGUAAAAGCUCAAUACGCAAAUUUCGCAAAGAUUUUAUUAGGGAAAUGGAUGAUCCUCGGAAUUCCUGCUAGUUUUAUUAAUUCUUUGAUCAGCUACACAACAAAGUUAUGCGCUGUCACUAUUAAUAGGAAAUUAUCAGAGUUUUUGCUAUCAAAGUAUCUAUCUAAUCAUCAUACUUUCUAUUCCGUAGCUUCUGCCGAAUCUGUUUCAGAGGUUCAGGAUAACUUAACAAAAGACAUUUACACAUUCUCAAUGAAUUCAUCUUUACUGUUAAAUCAGCUAUUAAAGCCAAUGUUAGACCUAAUCCUCUGCUCAUUCAAACUAUUAACAUCAAACACUAGUGUUAUGGGUGAAGGUACUUUGGCACUGGGCUUGAUUGUUUAUGCCUCUAAUUCUUUACUAAAAUUGAUUCAGCCGAACUUCACUAGGUUAACAAUGGCAAGCGCAUCUUUGGAAAGUUGGUUCAGAUCUCUACACUCGAAUCUGCAUUCAAGUAAUGAGGAAAUUGCAUUACUUAGAGGGCAAAAGAGAGAACUGGCAAAUGUUGAUUAUUCAUUUUACCGUUUGGUUCUUUUUCUAAACAGAGAAAUAAAGGCAAGAGCUAUUUACGACGUUGCCACUGCAUUUGUGAUCAAAUAUACUUGGGGCGCUGCUGGCUUGGUAUUGUGCUCGAUCCCAAUAUUUUUCAAAAAUACCCCAAGCGAAGACAACUUGGGGUCUAAGGAACCCAAGAAUGAUAUGACAGCUGAUUUUAUCACGAAUAGAAGAUUAUUGGUUACUGCAUCUAGUUCUAUAGGAAGAUUUGUGGAACUAAAGAGAAAUAUCCAACAGUUACGCGGUAUCAGAUUGCGACUAAACAAUUUCAAUGAUUUGUUGGAUGCAAAUAAAGGUGAUAGUGAUAACAAACCGAACGAUGAAGGGUGCGUAGUGGAAUAUAAUGACUCAAUAAUAAGGUUUGAGAAUAUCCCUUUAGUAACACCUGCAAAUCAAGUCUUAGUUCCCGAACUUAGCUUUGAUUUGAAGCAUGGGAACCACUUACUAAUUAUUGGGCCCAAUGGGUGUGGUAAGUCAUCACUAUUCCGUAUUCUUGGUGGGCUAUGGCCGGUAAGGGCGACUCCCAAUAAAAAACAUCAAUCAAAGCUAGUAAUGCCGCGUAGAACUGUGGAUAGGGAUUGCGCAAUCUUUUAUCUACCUCAAAGACCAUAUAUGGGAAAUAGAUCAAGUUUCAGGGAACAGAUCAUUUACCCAGACACUAUUGAACAAUUUGAAGAAAAGUAUCAUGAUGACUACGAUACAGGCGAUGCUGAAUUGAUAAAAAUUCUUCAGUUGCUAGAUUUGGAGGAUUUGGUAACAGAAAAUAUGUCGCUUGUUCUGGCGCAAAGGACUUCCAAAAAUGGCGCGCAGCAACCAUCAAUAGAUGACAAUCAAUCACCAUGCACCAUCAAGAUUCGUGAUGCAUUUGGUAUUGUGAGAAACUGGUCCGAAGAAUUAACGAUUGGCGUUCAGCAAAGGCUGGCUAUGGCAAGAAUGUACUAUCAUAAACCUAAAUUUGCCGUCCUCGAUGAAUGCACUUCUGCAGUAGCGCCUGAAAUGGAACAAAAGAUGUACGAAAAUGCACAAAAAUUUGGUAUAUCAUUAAUAUCAGUUUGUCACAGAACAAGUCUAUGGCAUUUUCAUAACUAUCUUUUGAAAUUCGAUGGUAAAGGCGGAUAUCAAUUUGGACCUUUUAACCCACAGGAAAGAUUAAAUAAUGAGGAAAAAUUGCUCGAGCUGAACGCCAUAUUAGAUCAACAGGUGCCUCUAUGGGAGAGAAAAUUGAAGGAUUUAACAAUUGCUAAGGAAUCAAACAUCAUUCGUAAAUCAGAAACAAACCUGAACCUUUUUGAGAAAAUCGGAGAACCGAAGGCGUCCAAAUCUAAUAUGUUAUUUAAUCCAAACACGGAACAUCGAAUCAUAUCACCUACAGGGAAGGAGGCUAGCAAGAGAUUACCACUAUUUUCAGAAUCAUCGUCCACAGCUUCAUCAAAUUUAUUAAGAAACAAAAAAAGUAUGACUAAAAAGAGUAAAAAUAAAAAGGAACAAGAAAAAGAGACAUAA
Messenger RNA from Saccharomyces mikatae IFO 1815, 2556 nucleotides. RefSeq names its product ATP-binding cassette long-chain fatty acid transporter PXA2 (gene PXA2). Gene Ontology annotation, biological process: fatty acid beta-oxidation; peroxisome organization; long-chain fatty acid import into peroxisome. Gene Ontology annotation, molecular function: ATP binding; ABC-type transporter activity; ATP hydrolysis activity. The record is from RefSeq and is a predicted model, not a curated record. Bases 1 to 2556 code for a protein of 851 amino acids. The transcript has a single exon. Gene Ontology annotation, cellular component: peroxisomal membrane. Lineage: Eukaryota; Fungi; Ascomycota; Saccharomycetes; Saccharomycetales; Saccharomycetaceae.